Sclerotinia sclerotiorum 1980 UF-70 is the source of this 6561-nucleotide messenger RNA. RefSeq lists its product as hypothetical. Gene Ontology annotation, molecular function: molecular adaptor activity. The coding region runs from base 1 to 6561 and encodes 2186 amino acids. Gene Ontology annotation, cellular component: P-body; CCR4-NOT core complex. The record is from RefSeq and is a predicted model, not a curated record. NCBI's taxonomy places the organism in Eukaryota, Fungi, Ascomycota, Leotiomycetes, Helotiales, Sclerotiniaceae. The transcript is spliced from 3 exons. Gene Ontology annotation, biological process: nuclear-transcribed mRNA catabolic process, deadenylation-dependent decay.
AUGGUCAAUUCAAGAGGGGGGACUUUCACACCUUCACCGGCGCAAACAAUUGUGACAGGAGUUAGUCAUUCACCUCACGGCUCGCAUCAUAGUACAUUCAGUGCUGGCGCAAGUCCAUCUACAAACAGUCCAAUCGGUGCCAGCGGAGUCAAUAAAAUUGUCGUCGCUCAGGUUUACCUAUUACUCGGUACCAUUAAAGAAGAUAAAGAUCGCACAAAGUGGGAACAGCAAGCUGAACAGCUCAGAAAGCUAGUUGAUGAGCACGGCAUGGAAGUAUUCUCAAAAUACUUCAGCCGACUUGUGGUUGGCAACGCACCGCAGAUAUUUCCCGGCAUUAAUCGACCCGUUCUUAAUUCAGGCAACUACCAGAUCUUAGUGAAUGAAGUACACAAGGUAGCCCAUGAUGUCGAUCAAGCUGGGAAGAUUGCGGAGUCCAUAGAGACGGGGAAUGAAGAUAUCUUUCGUGAUUUUGACCUUUCGACCUUUAUGGACCAUUUUAAGCUAGAUGCGCUCGAGAAGACUAUUCUAGCACUUGCCUUCAAAACCGGAUCAAGGUCAGAUCUCAAAACAAAAGCGGAUGCUAUCCUAUCGGCAAACUACCAAGGCUUUGUCGAAGCUCUAUCCCAGGUGAAUCAAGGUCAAGAAGAUCUUACUCCCUCCUUCCUCGCCACGAUAGUCGAUCGAUUUAUCCAAGGUCAUCCACCGAAUUUUGAUCACCAAGCGCAGAUUCUACUCUUUCGAGCAAUCAACUACCGCUUUCGCGACCACCCUGAACAAGAUAUUCCCGCACCCACAGAAGUUCUCGCAGCGCUUUUCCUAAUGUCGAUAAUCACAGAAAGCAACCCAUUGAUAUUAUGCAUACAAAAGGUUGGGUCUGCAUUCACCUCGGAUGAGGAUGCAUGUAGAAAUCACAUUCGAAACGCCGGUGAUAUCAACCUCGACGAAGCACAAGUCGCUGCUGCCCUACUCUAUACUGCCAUCAGUCGAACCCCCACAUUCUCUUCGCAAGUAUUGGUUAACAGUCUUCGCAAGGAAGUCCCUCCAGGGUUCAGUUGGUGUCAAGUUGUACGACAUUUCGAUACGCCAGACCUCAGAAUAUCUCCACAACAAUUCUUGGCAGUGUACGAAUCUAUUCGACCGAUUGCCCUUGAAGAUCCUACAGUCAUUCCGCAACUUCUCGGUGGUGCAUGGCAAAAUACUGAAACCCAGCUUUCCUUCAUCAGUGCAUACGCGUCAUUGAGCCCGAACGAGCUUGAUGCCUCCACCAUUCCAAAGCUCAGGCCAUCCUUCACACUAGAGGACUAUGUCGAUGCGAAGCCAGAGAUUCGAGAACGUGCUGAAUGGGCAAUAAGGCAUCCGCUCGUGUCCGUUAUCACGCUAACAUCAGUAUUUAUCGUUGCCCUUAGAGAGCCCCACUGCUCGGAAACUGUUGAAGCUAAACGAUUGUUCCAAGAAGUGGUCGUGCCAAAUUUAGACAUAUUCCUGGUCUCAGCAUUCGGCGUACCGCGGCCGUGGCCUGAUCUAGCAGUAGAGACAAUCAACAACCUUUUCGAACGCUUUCUAUUCAGAGUUGAUGGCAACUAUGAUUUCGUCUUAGCAAGCUUGUGGCGAAAAGAUAAGACCUGGGUGGCACAACGCUUAAUGGACGCACAUGUUAAAGCGCCCCUCGAGCUUACUCUUAUACUAGAUCAUGCAAUAAAACAUGAGUGGCUCCAUGAAUUGGCCUCGAUGCUAAAUGGCUUUGGGCUCGACCUUGCUGCCCUAGCACAUUCCCGUAGCUUACUGGAUCUCAAAGACUGGAAGGCCACGAAUUCGCCACGGGAGGAAGAACUCGGCUCGGCUUUGUUGACAUUCCUGAGCAUCAAAGCUCAACACGAGCUUGCAUAUCAGCGUACCCAGCGAGAACACAGUAUAAUGUUACCUGUCAAAACUGUAUUCGCAAUGUUAAAUGUUUUGGAGGAAAUCCUACCAAAAGAGCCCUCAGCACAAUUGAUCGCAGUACAGCGAACUUGUAUCACUGCCUACCCUCGCCUUAUUAAUUAUGGCCAGGAUGACGAGCUAGACCGAAUUAUUGAUAAUAACGGUUCGGUAACGAACAUGCUUAGCGAGGACGCACAGCACAUGAUGGAACAGCAUUAUAAGCAAAUGUAUAGCCAAGAGCUCAAGGUACGACAGAUUGUUGAUGCAUUAGCUGGAUACAAAUCUGCCCGUGAUCCCUACCAGCAAGAUGUGUUUGCCUGCAUGAUCCAUGGUCUUUUUGACGAAUAUACCCUCUAUUCCACCUAUCCAUUGGAGGCUCUUGCAACCACUGCUGUCUUGUUUGGUGGCAUUAUUCAGGAUAAGCUCAUCGCCGAUCUACCCCUCGAGAUUGGUCUCGGCAUGAUCCUUGAAGCAGUUCGAGAUCACCUCCCAGAGGAAUCAAUGUACAAGUUUGGAUUGCAAGCUUUGCUCCAAUUUACUCCUCGUUUACCGGAAUGGCCUGGAUUCUGUCAUCAACUGCUGCAAGUACCUGGCCUUGAAAGUACGGAACCUUGGAAAAAGGCGCAGAAGGUCAUCCAUGACCAACAAGAGGAUAUGUUACGCAACGGGCACAACGACUUGAUGAAUGGGGGCGGAAUCACAAAUGGCAAUAUCGACGAAAUGCUGGCCGCUGAGCCUGCUGCACCUCCGUUUAACUCUGUUAACGUGGACCCGCUUCCUCCCAAUUCAGACUUCAAAGACCCUGACGACGAUGCACAGGACAAAGUCCAAUUCUUGUUAAACAACAUAACCGAGCUUAACAUAGGAUCGAAGUUCAUCGAGUUGAAAAACGCCCUUGGUGAGACGCAUCAAAAAUGGUUUGCUGGUCACCUAGUUGAGGAACGGGCUAAGAUUAUGCCCAACUACCACGAACUAUAUCUUGGGCUUGUUGAACUCUUCGAAGACAAGGUUUUAUGGAAGCUGUUGCUGAGAGAGACUUUUAUCAGUGUUUCGAGGCUGCUUAAUGCUGAAAGCACUCUGCAGUCGUCAAUAGAGCGCACGCAUUUGAAGAAUCUCGGUGGCUGGUUGGGCUCAAUGACACUCGCGAAAGAUAAGCCUAUCAAACACAGGAAUAUCGCUUUCAAACAACUAUUGCUCGAAGCUUGCGACACACAACGACUCAUUAUUGUCAUUCCAUUCGUUUGCAAAGUUCUCAUUGAAGGUAGAAAAUCGAUUGUGUUCAAACCUCCGAAUCCGUGGCUUAUGGAUAUCAUUCACCUCCUAAUUGAGUUAUAUCACAAUGCGGAGCUUAAGCUGAACCUCAAGUUUGAAAUAGAAGUUCUUUGUAAAGGGCUGAAUCUGGAUCAUAAGAGCAUCAAACCCUCCACAGAGUUCCAGAGUCGCAUCCCUCCUGUUGAGGAGGCCACCGAGACAAUGGCGGUACCCGAUGGCCUGGAUAGGUUUGAAAACCUUUCUGUGAAUGGCUUAGGAGGUGGAAUUGCCAGUGGCAGAUUUUCUCCACAAGAAAUCCUUGCUACCAUGCCCGAUCUUGGGCCUCUUCUUACUUACCCGCCCAGCAACGACAUGGUGAACACACGUCAAUUGCACGAUAUUCUCAAAACGGCCAUUACACGAGCAGUUCAUGAGAUCAUUUCGCCUGUUGUGGAACGCUCUGUUACUAUUGCUGCUAUCUCGACAGCUCAGAUGAUACACAAAGACUUCGCAACCGAGCCGAACGAGGCUCGUGUACGCUCUGCAGCUAUCAACAUGGUUAAGAAGACUGCUGGUAGCCUUGCCUUGGUUACUUCCAAAGAGCCAUUGCGCGCAAGCAUGACAAAUUACAUCAGAACAUUAUCUGUUGAACAUCAGUUACCUGAGGGAACUAUAAUCAUGUGUGUAAAUUCUAACCUCGACUUGGCCUGCAGCCAAGUUGAAAAGAAGGCCGAGGAGCGUGCUGUACCUGAAAUUGAAGAGAUACUCGAGCCAGAGUUGGAGGCACGCCGUGUCCACCAUAUGAGACGACCGGAUGAUCCAUAUAUUGAUCCACAACUAAGCCGUUGGGCGUGGACAAUUCCAAGCCCAUAUAAGUUGCAGCCGUCAUUGACUGGCCUCAAUCAGGAGCAAAUGGCCAUAUACGAUGAGUUCGCUCGUCAGCCGCGACUACUACCGAUAGCCGAUAGGGGCUCAGUAGCAGGCUCUUUGGCCGGUACCACUCAUGUUGCUACAGCUUCAGAUGCAACAACAUCAAUCACCAAUGAUCUGUUACGGGAUCAAUUUCCUGCUGUUCCAAACCUCCCAACGCCUGCUGAGACUCCUACAAUGCCACUUAUCAACAACCACCAACCUCCUUACAGCCAACCUUCAGCUGCUUUGUCAAAUGGAAGAAUGCCUAAUAUGGCUAUGAACCCCCAAGGACUACCAGAAAAAGUACAAAGGCUAUUGACUGACUUACAACAAACCACUGCAGAUAUUCCAGAGCAGCACUAUAUGGAUCUUCCUCGACCACAUCCCGUCAUUGAGAUUCUAGAUGCUUUGUACAGUUUGAUUAUCAGGAGCCAGCAAGGGCAAGAACCUUAUGAUAUCUGGAUUGCAGAGCAAAUCUGUGGAAUAGUCUUUAGUGGCAGUGAAAACACUUUGGUGAUUGAGUGCUUAGUACAUGUCCUCGAGAACAUUAUCAGAAUCGGCGGUCGUUGUGCUGUCCGCGUUUCUAUGAUCAUUGGACAGCAAGUUGGAGAAGCGCUUCUCCAUGUGCCCUUGAUUGUUGCAUUGGUCAAGGCUGAAAUGAUUGAUUGGGCACGUGUCGACCUCGCCACCUCUACAGCUUUGGCUGAGCGUAAAGAAGGAACACUAGAAUUUUUUCUCUCUCUAUUGGAGCAGGUUUUCUUAAACGAUCGACCACUAGCAUUGUAUACCGAUGUCGCGAAAAGUUUGGAAGUCGCUUUCGAAUGGAUUUCAAAAGAUCCUACUUUGGAAGUUGGCCAACAACUCAAGGAGAAGCUCGCAGCUUCUGCUCUUCCAAAAAGUGUCGGUCGCAGUCAAGAUGACCGUCUUGCAUUCCGUCAAGAUCAAAUGGAAUAUGUCUUCGAGGAAUGGGCUCACUUGUUCAGCAACCCCAUUGCUCCGGAAAGGGCAGCUCUUGUUUUUAUAUCUCACAUGUACAACAGGCAGCUUAUCAACGACAAAGAAGACCUGUGCCUGUUUUUACGUCUUUCAAUAGACACAUCGGUCGAACGUUUCGAACAGCAAUUUCAAAUGCAUGGCUUCCUCAACGAUGCCUACAUCCCUACAGAUGCAUUGGCAAAGCUUAUAUCUUUAUUGAUUAGGGGCUAUGAGCGCGAAGGAGAAGUGAAAGGUGAUAAGGCUGCUUUCCUGGAAUCGAUUCUGUCCGUCAUAACAUUAGUUUUGAAUCAUCACCAUGUCAUGCGUGGUGAAGGUUUCAAUCAGAAGGUCUUCACAAGGCUUUUCUCUUCGAUACUUUGUCACUUGAACACGUUCUCGGCCGACUUAUCUGAAACCGAGAACCGUGAAAUUAUUUUGACAUUUGCUGAAAAGCUCAUCAAGCUUCAGCCAGCUUAUUUCCCAGGCUUUGUAUACGGUUGGAUGACCUUGAUCUCCCACCGUUUCUUCCUUGCUCCAUUGAUGGGACUUCCAGAUGAUAUGGGGUGGCAGCCAUUUGCGAAACUUGCCGAAUGUUUGCUUUCUUACAUGGGCGAACUACUGAAGCCACUACAAUUAUCUUCAGCAGCACGGGAUAUUUACCAAGCGACUCUAAAAUUCUUUGUUGUAUUACAGCACGAUUAUCCUGAUUUUGUAGUCGCACACUCCUCAAAGUUAUGCGCCAAGGUACCAAGUCAUUGCGUGCAACUGUUGAAUCUCAUUCUUAGCGCUCAUCCAACCAUGCCUACCUUACCAGAUCCAUUACAGCCAGGGUUGAAAAUUGAACGCAUUGAAGAGAUUCGCCUAUCACCAGAGAUCGUCAACAUUGCCGACAUUGAGCGUACUUUACAAUCAACCGGUCUAUUCGAAAUCGUUGAACAAGCCUUACAAAAUGGCCCUUCAGAAGAUGCGGUGGCCCACAUCACACACACUAUACAACGCAAGCAAGCAGAUGUGACUGGUGCAGGAUUUGUACCUGUUAAUGUUGACUUGCAACUGAUCGAGUCUCUCGUCUUGCACAUCUGUAUGUAUGCUGUAACAAGGGCAAGACAAAAGGGAGAACUCAACAGUUUCGCUCGCAAUUCCACUGACGCUGUUUUAAUCUCGAUGCUUGUUCAUGAACUUAAUCCAGAAGCUCGACACUAUCUUCUAACUAGCAUGGUCAAUCAGCUUCGUUUCCCCAACGCACAUACACACUAUUUUGUCCAAGCGCUUCUGGAAUUAUUUGGAAAUGAUGUCAAUGAUCAGGAGGAGUCAGAUAUUAGUCAACAAAUUCUUCGAGUUUUACUGGAAAGAGCAUUCAUCUCCCUCCCAAUACCUUGGGGCGUGCUUAACAUGGUCAUCGAACUCGUGAAAAACGAGAAAUAUACAUUCUUUGACUUACCAUAUAUCAAGUCGACACCAGAUGUAAGACACCUCGUACUCCCACGCUACUCAAAUGACUAA